Messenger RNA from Frieseomelitta varia, 1561 nucleotides. RefSeq names its product DALR anticodon-binding domain-containing protein 3-like. The transcript has 5 exons. Gene Ontology annotation, molecular function: arginine-tRNA ligase activity; ATP binding; tRNA binding. Bases 124 to 1458 code for a protein of 444 amino acids. Gene Ontology annotation, biological process: arginyl-tRNA aminoacylation; tRNA C3-cytosine methylation. NCBI's taxonomy places the organism in Eukaryota, Metazoa, Arthropoda, Insecta, Hymenoptera, Apidae. The record is from RefSeq and is a predicted model, not a curated record.
UUAAACUGGAAUAUAAUUUUCAUAAGUGCAACUAGUUUCAAAGUCAUAUGAUUCAUAUCAGAGUAAGUUAUUAAAGCUACUUCAUAUUGAAAUAAGUGACAUGACACGUGUACUAGUUUACAAAUGGAAAACACAUCAGCCAUUUGUAUGCAAUUACUUAUAAAUAAUAUAACAUCAUAUUUAAGUGAUAAUACUUGCAAAAGUACUUCAGUUGUUAAGUUGAAUAAUGAAAAUUUGGCAAUAAAUGGUGAAUUGUAUUUUUUACCUAGCCUUAAAGUAUGGAAGAACUUGUUGAAAGACACAGACAAAUGUGAUGAAAAGUGUACAACAAUUUUACAACAUUUCCUGUAUGUUCGAAAUGGUGAAACGGAUAAGGCUGAUGCGAAUAUUGCAGCAAACCAGGUUUUACAGUUGCUAGUAUCAUCGAGUAGUAAUUGGCCUAUAAAAUUACAUAAAUAUUUUUUAGAGAAGGAAAGAGUCUGUUUGUUUUUACAACGUACUCCUCUUAUAGAGAACUCAAUUAAGGCAGUCAUAACAUCUAAGAAUAACUUUGGGAAAACUUUCUCAACCAACAAGAUUUUUGCUUUCAAAUCACUUCAAGAUAAGGAAUCAGAACUCACAACUAGAAGAUUACACCUAAUACAACGUGUCACUGAAAAGAUUUUGACCCUUCAUGGCUGUGAAAUAUCAGAGAAGCACUCUGAUUACAAAUUUGUAUUUACUUCUAAGUCGCAGGGAAAUUUAGAAGAAAAUUAUGAGAAGUGUGUAUGUGGUGUUGUGAAAAAUACAGAAACAAAGUGUAAAGAGACAGAAUUAACGUACGAACAGUAUGUUAACAACAAAAUUAAAGAAUUGAAAGCAUUAAAAGAACAUAAAUAUUUCGAAGCACAAAAAUUUAAUGCAGAAAUGGAAGAAUAUUUCGUCGAGAAUCUUGCAAAAGCAAUAGUGACAUUUGAAUUAUUAUCUGUAAAACCAAGUCGUCCUGUUUUUAUUGGAUCCAACAUUGCAACUGAUAAAAAUACUACAAACACAAAAGGUGCGUGUUUUAUAUUAUAUAAUGCAGCAAGAAUAACAUCCAUUAUUGAAAAGUACAAUGAUAAAAGAUUAAAAGGAGAAUAUCCUGAUUUACCAUGUGUCAACGAUACAGAUUUUUCUUUGUUAAACCAAGAGGAAGAAUGGGAACUUGUAUAUAACUUUAUCAUUGGAUAUCAACAAAUGAUAAACCAUUGUGUAAAACAUAAUGCUGUCUUCCAAACAAAUCCACAAGUUAUUUGUAUAUUUUUGUCCAAAUUGUGUCAAAAAUUUAGCAUCUAUUAUCGUAGAAUUAGAAUUUUAACUGAAGCAUAUGACCAUUUGGUUCCAACAAUGAUUGCCAGAUUAUACAUGCUACAUGCAUUACAAAUUGUGCUUCAAAAUGCACUUGCUUUCCUUGACAUUAUCCCUGUAUCUCGCAUGUAAUUUAAUCAUGGAAGAAUUUUUUUUAUCAAAAUUAUACGUUUGACAAAUUAAUGUACAAAAUGAUACAAAAAAUAAAUAAUUGUAUAUUAAAAAAAAUAAUAAA